GUUCAAGGUGGUCUCUACAAUAUUAAAUAAUGGGUGCGCAAACAAGAGUGCAACACGGGCUGUUUGAGAAUUAUUUUAAACCCUCCCAAACAGAGUAUUCGAUAAAUAAGUCAUCCGACAAAAGGGCUGGAGUUAAAAUGCUGAUGCCAGGAGUUCGGUGCAGCAUUACAUGGUGCAGAGAGUAAGGGACUGUUGCAGCUGCAUUUUUGUGACUACAUACACGGCUGUGUCGGGAGGCAAAAUGCAAUCUCUCAUUAAGGGUUUUUUGUUGUUCCCUGUGUUGUUUCUCGUCCUGUUCUCCCGAGUUCACCCUAAAAGGAUUUUUAGAUGUCCUUCUGCAUGCACUUGCACAAAGGAGUCUAUUAUUUGCGUCGGAUCUUCCAGCGUCCCACGGAUUAUUCCAAAUGACAUCAAUUCCCUGAGCGUUGUAAAUGGAACCUUCAUCGAAAUCAAGGAGGGGAUGUUUUCCCACAUGCCUUCUCUGCAGUUGUUGCUUCUGAAUUCAAAUGCAUUUUCUACCAUAAAAGACGAUGCCUUUUCUGGGCUUCUACACCUGGAGUAUCUAUUCAUUGAAAACAACAAAAUAGAGACUACAUCUAAACAUUCAUUCAGAGGACUUUGGGAUUUAACACAUCUGUCCUUGGCUAACAACAAUAUCAAAUAUUUGCCAAGGGAAGUCUUCAGUGAUUUGGACUCAUUAAUUGAAUUAGACUUGAGAGGCAACUCUAUAGAAUGUGACUGCAAAUCCAAGUGGCUUUUAACCUGGCUGAAGACCACCAACUCUACAGUAUCUGACGUGUACUGUGCUGGUCCAGCAGAACUGAAGGGCAGGAAGCUCAAUGACCUUCAAUAUUUAAAUCACAAGUGCACAUCUACAGACUUUGUCCUUCACCAGACUCUGCCUUUCCAGUCCUUGUCAGUAGACACCUUUGAUUAUAAAAAUGAUGUCUAUGUAGCCAUUGCACAGCCAAACAUGGAAAACUGCAUGGUGCUGGAGUGGGACCACAUUGAGAUGAACUUCAGAAGUUAUGAUAACAUUACAGGGCAGUCAAUAGUUGGAUGCAAAGCCAUACUGAUCGAAGACCAGAUCUUUAUUAUAGUAGCACAGCUUUUUGGGGGCUCCCACAUCUACAAGUAUGAUGAAAGUCAGACCAAGUUCACAAAGUUUCAGGACAUUGAAGUUUCCAAAAUCUCCAAACCUAAUGACAUCGAGGCCUUCCAGAUUGACAAAGAAUGGUUCUUUGUCAUAGCAGACAGCUCCAAAGCUGGGCUGUCCACACUUUACAAGUGGAACACUAAAGGAUUCUACUCCUACCAGUCCCUGCAUGAAUGGUUUAGGGAUACAGACUCAGAGUUUGUUGACCUGGAUGGAAAACCACACUUAAUACUGGCCAGCAGGUCCCAGGUCCCAGUGAUCUUCCAGUGGAACAAGAGCUCUAAGAAGUUCACCCAGCAAAGCGAAAUCCCCAACAUGGAGGAUGUUGUUGCGGUGAAGAGCUUCCAGAUGAAGAACGAGCUCUACUUGGCCUUGACCAGGUUCAUUGGUGACUCCAAGGUCCUCAAGUGGACUAACAAGCAGUUUGUGGAUAUCCAGUCUGUGCCCUCUCGGGGCUCCAUGAUCAUGCAGCCCUUCUCCUUCAAAGAACGCCACUACCUCGCCCUGGGAAGCGAUUACACCUUCUCGCAGAUCUAUAUCUGGGACGAGGAGAAAAAGCUUUUCAUCAAAUUUAAAGAGAUCUAUAUUCAGGCUCCCCGUUCCUUCACAGCAGUGUCCACAGACAGAAGAGAUUUCAUAUUCACCUCCAGCUUCAAGGGAAACACUCAGAUAUUUGAGCACACCAUUGUUGAUUUAAGCUUGUGAAUAUGAGAUGUACUGUAAUAGGUAAGCAAGCAAGCAAGCAAAUGUCUUCUAUAGCUCGGAGUAUGAAACCGACACAUCUGAAUAAAAAGGUUGCAAUUUUUCUGACUUUUAAUGGUUUUCAAUGAGAACAAACACCUGCCUAAAGUGGAACAUAUGCUGGGAGGAGUUAAAUGUUUAUUUGGAAUGAAAAAAUAUUUACCGUAAAACUUCAAAUAAUUGCCGGGUCUAAAAUAAUCGCAUGUUUCCAAUACGCAGCGGGUCUGCUGGCAAAUAUUGUAAAUAAACGCCGGGUCUUUAUUAAACACUGGGUCUCUGUCAUUGCCAUUGAAGCUGAGGAAGAUGAGGAGGAGCUUGAGCGUAAUGAACUGCUAAUAAGUGACAGCGAUGAAAGUGAUGAAAGUGAGUCAGGAUUAAUACAUAAUAAUAAUAGAAAACGUAAUUUAAGGUAGGCCUACAUGUAAUGCAUAUUUGUUUCAUGCAGUUAUUACGUUAUUAAAAGUUUUGAUCAUUUUAAGCGUGCUGUCAGAUACAAACGUCUUGGUGUAUUUUAACGUGUUUUGUUAUAACAAUGUACAAGUUUGAGAUUAAAAGAUUUUUUUUGAUACUUAUUGCUUUUAGUGUUCAUUUUUAAAAACAUUUUAGAAGUUUGUAUUAUUAUUAUUAUUAUUAUUAUUAUUAUUAUUAUUAUUAUUAACAAUGGUAGAUCUAAUUCAGUUUUUAAACACAAAGUCAUACUUCUGCUUGUUCAUUCUCCAACGUUUUGCAUACCGUAUCCUUAUUAACCAGUGCAUAUAAAAAGACCGUAAUAAUACUUUCGCUUUAUACUUGAGGGUGUACAAUACAAUGUAAUUUUGUUAUAAAACAAAACUGUUACUUAGUUCCCACUGACACACAACCUUUUAACAAAGUUGCUGGAAUGUUUAAAUUGAGUUACGAUGUUGCUACAAGGUUGAGUGUUAGUGGCUUCUCAAUGACCGCAUGAAGCAUGUGAAGCUAGAGGUCUAAUAUAAACGACAGCCUCAAAUAAUCGCAGGUCUCCAAUAUGCGUCGGGUCUGCUGGCAAAUACUGUAAAUAAAUGCCGGAGGCGUUUAAUUGAAGUUUUACGGUAAUCAAUUUGAAUCAAUUAAGUUCAUCCCAGGUAGCACUCUUUUAACUGUUUAAUAUAAAAUAUGGCAACCAACUAAAGCCUGAACUGGAAGAAUAGUCAUCAUAAUUUCAUCUACCUGGGGGAGAAAUGAUGAUAUUUUAUUGCCUUAUGUCUAAAAGGGUUGUGUGUUUAAUGUCCUGUGGCAUCAGUUUAGACUAAUUGCCCAUGAAGAUAUCAUGCCAAGUCCUUCUUAGCUGCACUGCUGUAGGCAUUGCUUCAGAAGAGCAGGUGACUGACAAGCACUUUGUCAUUAGAAGAGACCACACAUACAAUAGGCCUCAAAGAGGAAAUAAAAACAGAAACUAUGCAAAAGCAGUAACCGCAGUGUAUAGGAAAUACACAUUUUGUUACGAGAAUAAUUCCAACACCCCAGUUUGAUGACAUAUUUUUACUAGAUUGAUACAAGCUCUUUUGAUUCCAUGCCCUUCAAGCACUAAAUGACAGUGAUGGAAAGCCAGCCCUAUACUAAUUAAGCAGUGUAUACUCUGGCCUACCAAAACAUGGAAAGCCUGUACUAGUUUAUGGUGCUGAGGUGUCGUAUAAUUUUCUAGAACUGAUGGUCGUAUAACAUUUAUUGGCCAUUUAAAGAAAAUCCUCUCCCUUGCUUACUACAUGUGUUGGUAUCUCCUAAAAGAUAAUCAUCCCACUCUUUAAAAAGCAAUAUGUCCCACAAGUAUAGGCCCACAUGUUACCCACUUACUAACAGUGCAGGAACCACUCUUCAUUUUACACCCCAAAAAGGUGCUUCUGCAGUGGUAAUUGAUAGUAGUAGUCCCACAACCAGCUAAGGUUGAUUUUUUUUUAAUAAGCCACUGUAUGUUCCUCUUUCCUAGCCCUGUGUUGUUCAAAAACCACAGUAAAAAUGGCUGCCUUUUUAAUCAUUACCUAUGCAUAUUUGUACAGUAAAUUAAACUGGUUCUCUGUAUACAGAACAUUAUUCUCGCAUGGAUCUGUACCAUACAUUCAGCAGACUUUGGCUUGUAGGUUAUGAGGAUUUUCUCAGCGUAUUUAAAACUUUAAUAUAAUGUUCAGGCACACAGACUAUUGAUCUGUGUUUUUUUCCAUGUCAGUUCUGAUGCCAGUGAAAUGUUACACACAAUCAAGGUGAAAGCACUGUUUCAUUUCAGCAUUGUUUGUACAGUACAUUGCUGUUUGGUACAGUUUUAAACCUUUGAAUAAUCUGCAAUACUACUACUACCAAUAUUUAAUUAUACUACGGUACUAUAUCUAACAGUACCGCUAAAUCAAAUAUGCAAGUUGUAUGAGAUGUAGAUUUUUUGUACAUAUAGUAAUCUUAUUGAAUGUUAGUCUUGUAGAUAAAGUAUAAUAGAGAAUAAAAUGCUGAUGACAAACAGAACAA
This is a messenger RNA of Acipenser ruthenus (sterlet), 4369 nucleotides long. RefSeq names its product leucine-rich repeat LGI family member 2-like. Gene Ontology annotation, molecular function: protein binding. NCBI's taxonomy places the organism in Eukaryota, Metazoa, Chordata, Actinopteri, Acipenseriformes, Acipenseridae. The coding region runs from base 170 to 1861 and encodes 563 amino acids. Gene Ontology annotation, biological process: inhibitory synapse assembly. The record is from RefSeq and is a predicted model, not a curated record. The transcript has 8 exons.